Molecule: messenger RNA, 2199 nt
Organism: Blastomyces gilchristii SLH14081
Lineage: Eukaryota; Fungi; Ascomycota; Eurotiomycetes; Onygenales; Ajellomycetaceae
Product: glycerophosphoryl diester phosphodiesterase, variant 1
Exons: 5
Coding region: 671-1777 (368 amino acids)
Biological process (GO): lipid metabolic process
Molecular function (GO): phosphoric diester hydrolase activity
Source: RefSeq, a predicted model, not a curated record
CUCCACACUCACUAACUCAUCGCAGAGGAUUUAGUACUAACCAAGUAAAUAGUAAUGAUAUGGCGGUGGUCCUUUGAUAAAAUAUCCUCUGCCUCGACCGGACAAACUGCUUAACUACGUACGACUAGUUAAGUAACUAUAAAAUCCCUACUAAAAAUGGCUUCCUGUAACAGGCGCAAAACAUGGCGCAACCUCAGGUAUUCAAGCUAUGGUUUCCACCCUAUCUAAUAAGAGCCAUCUGAGUUACUUUCGACCGAUGAUGAUCUCCGCUUCUCUCCUCCAUCUCCAUUCCCCAGCGUGCUCGCGACGCUUGCUUUAUUAUUGAACGAAUCCCUUUCAUUACAUGAUUGAUUCGUCUUCAGCCCAAAGCAAGAGGAUAUAUAUAUAUGGAUUCAUUAUUUUCACGUUGAUACCCCGCAUGCCGGCUAUAUGCGCGCUCACUCCAAUCGUUGCCUGAUCACCUAUCGAUAAUCCUUUUUAUAUUAUAUAUAUAUUAGCUCCAUCCUGUGGCGGGUCCAGGGCCUUUCUUCUCUAAGGCAUCAUUUUCGUGCGUCUGGUCUCCAUCUUGCCUAUAAGUUUGACGCGUGCUCGGCCGGCAACCGCUUCUCCACGAAGAGAAGAAGAAGCCAAAGAAUAUAUCUGACCUUACUCCAGCCUGAUAGCCGGUAUCAUGGAUGCAGAAACGCCUCUCCUCGAGAAUGUGAUGACUACGCUCGGGUACAGCUUGGAAGAAGAUGACCGGCCAAUCUCGCCCUCGUCAAUGUCGCCUGAGAAAGCUGGAUACUUUCCUAAGGCCCAAUGGGCAAACCUAGACCGGGGCAAAGAUGCGCCACGAUCAAACCCCAUCGCCAUUGCCCACCGCGGCUCCAAAGCCAAGUUCCCAGAGAACUCCAUGAGCGCGUUCAUACAUGCCAUCAGCGCUGGCGCACAAGUCAUCGAGACUGACCUGCAUCUCUCCCGGGAUGGGGAGAUCGUUCUAUCUCACGAUGCGACCCUCCAACGCUGCUUUGGUGUCGAAAAACGGGUCAUCGAUUGCGACUGGCAGUAUCUAAGCUCGCUACGGACGAUUAGAGAACCCUUCGACCCCAUGCCGCGCCUGGUUGAUUUGUUGCGGUAUAUUUCUUCUGCGCCGGAGCGGAAACAUGUAAGGCUGCUAUUGGAUAUAAAGCUAGACAACCCCGCCCAAAAAAUCAUGCGUGCUCUCGCCGACCUACUCCGCUCCACCGCCAUCCGUCCAGAACACAAACCAUGGAAUGAAAGGAUAAUCCUCGGCUGUUGGACAGCUAAAUAUCUCAUCCUCUCCCACACCCACCUCCCCACCUAUCCCGUCUGCCUAAUCUCCUUCUCCCUCUCCUACGCCCGCCAAUUCCUGCGUCUGCGCGUCCCGCACGUAAUCUUCAACCUGAAACUGGAAGCCCUGAUGGGGCCCGGCGGGGCGCGCUUCCUCGCCGACGCGCAGGCUGCGGGCCAGCACGUCUUCGCGUGGACGGUGAAUGAGGAGGCGCUGAUGCGGUGGUGUGUACGGCACGGGCUUGAUGGGGUUGUCACGGAUGAUGUGGAGGUGUUGAGAAGGGUUUGUGAGGGGGAGCGGGCUCGGUGUUAUGGGGAGGGAAUUGGGCGUGGAGACGGGAUUACCAUGAGGCAACGUGUCAAUGUCUUCGUUACGGCGGUUGUUUUGUACCUGGCGGGCAGUGUGUUCGCUGCUGUUUAUCCGGUGGAUUUGAAGGAAUUCAUUGGCGGACUGUAUCAAGGGAUAGAGAAGGUAGAUACCACUUGAUCGUUUUUCCAACUUAAGCUUGCAGCUUCGCCAUUAAAUAUAGAAUGCUUGGCUGCUGUGUUCGGAUCUUCCCACAGGCUGGUAGAAGGGGUAGGGCUUGGUUGAAUUUGUCAUGCAGCGGAUUUCCUUCCAUCUCUACAUGGCACUGAGAGACAGAGAAGACAGCGACACUACAGCCCGACACCAAACCAUUGAAGUAUUUGAAGUAUGUAACAGUGGGAUAAAGUCAAAUCGAUAUGCUCUUUUAUUUCUACAGCUUGAAAACUGAUUUUUUACAAUAAAAGCUGCGAAGGAAAAUGCAAUCAUGUACACAGAAAAAGGUAUUGGAUUUCAAAAAUGUACGAGAGUAGAUCAAAAGAAGAGAGGGAAAAAAUGCAAAAAAUGCCAAAUCAGAUCAAACGAGAAGGCAAAAUAUCACCCAU